Molecule: messenger RNA, 2150 nt
Organism: Cadophora gregata
Lineage: Eukaryota; Fungi; Ascomycota; Leotiomycetes; Helotiales; Ploettnerulaceae
Exons: 4
Coding region: 461-1864 (467 amino acids)
Biological process (GO): chromatin remodeling
Cellular component (GO): Ino80 complex
Source: RefSeq, a predicted model, not a curated record
GUUCGGUAUAAAGUGGAGAGAUGGAGGGGUACUCGUAAUGGCGAGGCUGUAAAAUGGAGAUGCUGACUUAUGUAAUGGAUAUAGCGCUCCACCAUUGGCUAGCUGCGAUUCCGAUUUCGAGCUACCUGCUUAAGUCAUCAUGAUUCCACCAAUCACAGCAUUGGUCCAGGUCUGACGUUUGAGUUUGGGGAAGGGAGGGGAAGGGAGAGGAUGGAAUACUCAAAGUCACGACUUAGAACUGAACGAGAUUCAUUAGAAUAUUCAUCCGUAUUAACAACGCUUCAUGUCAUACUUCAGCUUACGCUAGCUUCUACCCCUUCACACGCCCACCACUCCUCUCGCUUCUGUCUCGAAGUUUGACACUUUUCAAGCAUAUAUCAAAAGAUCUGCGUGAUCAAGCCAACCACUCCCAUCAUCGUCCAGACACCACGCACUCAGCCGCCAUCCAAUCCAACGCAUCAUGUCCGGACGACCAGAACGACCCAGUAAGAAGCUCCGUACGCUGAGUACAGACUCGGAGGGCACAGCGGACCCCAUCGACUGGGCUAGUACAGGUACAGGUGCAACGGGAUCAGCUGCAGGCUCACGGGGAGGCAGGGCUGAGAAAGCCACGAGCGGGAAGAAUGAAACAUCACGCUCGCGUCGCAACACUGCAGAAAAUGUAUCCAUGGCCACAGUUUCACGUGGUCCUCCAUCCGGCUCAUCCAGGAGCCCGACAUCGAUGCGGCUCACAGUGAAGACUUCAUCAAGCAAACUGCGCGAGGCAACACGCUCCAGUUCAUCCGGAAAUUCAGGAUCCAGCACUACGACUAAUGCGCGUGAUCCAUUUAUCGGCGGUCAGAUUAUCGAGGGCAAGAGGGCGAGGAAUGUGAGGAAGAGUUAUGUGUUGGAGAGUGAUAGUGAGGAAGAGGACGAGGAUGAGGAGAUGGAAGAGGCUGGUGAUGAAGAUGCUGAGAUGGAGGAGGAUGACGAUGAAGAUCUAGAUGCCGAGGACGAUGGCCUUGGCGAUGAAGACGCUGAAGGCGAUAUUGACAUGGAAGUCGAUGUCCCGCCUCCACCGCCCGUAAUCAAAGUCUCCCGAGCAAAUGGCAAAGCCAAAGAAGUCAUCACCGUCAAACCACCUGUCGUCAAAGGCAAAGUCCUUCCAGUUGAGCAGAAAGAGAUGGAGGAUGCUAGUGACGAUGAGGAAUUGAGCGAGUUAGACAGCGAUCUCGCUGAGGAAGUCGAAGAGGAGGAAGGCAUGCAAACGGGUAAUGAGGAAGAUGCCGAAGGCGAAGAUGAGGAAAUUGAAGUUGAGGAGGAUGGUGAUGAAGAGGACGAUGAUAGUCUGGAUAGUGAUGACGAGACGCCGGGUGGUGGAAGUAGAGCCUCGACUCCGGAUCUGAAUAAGUUGACUAAGAGACAACGUGCGCGAUUCGAGGAGAGUGAUGGUGGCCAUUUGUUGGCUUUGCCUGAUGAGGUUCAAGUCAAGAAACACCUCACAGCAGAAGAACACGCCAUGCGCCGCGCAGAAAUGGCUCGUCGUCGUAAAAACCUCAGCGAGAAGCGCAACGAGGAGGAGAAGCUUGAAACAAUCAACAAACUCCUCAAAAAACAAGCCCCUAAAACCAACGCCCGCCGCGCCGGCAUGACCGCCUCGGACGCCAAUAACGCAGCAAACUCUACUAACAACUCCGCCGGGGACGGCGAGCCGGUAAAACCUAACGCGAUGUUUGUUCGCUGGGUGAGUACGAAGGAGGGGAAUAGGAUUGGUGUUCCGGAGGAGUGGUUGGAUGCGCCUGUGGGGAGGGUAUUUGAUGGGAGUGUGAAGAUGGGUGGAGGGCAUGGGAUGGGGGGAGGGAAGUUGAUUGAGGAGGUUGCUUAGAUUGAGAUUUUCUCAGCACUGACAGGUUGGUUGGUUGGUUGGUUGGUUCGUUGAGGGAAGAAGAUGAAUAGCUGGGUGUCCUGAGAGCCGGUUCAAUGGGUUAUUGGUGGUGGGGGUGAGUAUGACGGGAGAUGUAUUUAUAUGGGUUUAAAAGACUAGAUGAAUAUCUUAAAAUUGAUUUAUUACUCUUCACAGUUUACCACAUCGCAUCAAUUGGUUCAAUAUCAAUGACUGAAUGCCUCGUCAGCUAAUCUACGAUAUGAGUUUGAUUUAUCGCAUAAUUUCA